Sesamum indicum (sesame) is the source of this 1719-nucleotide messenger RNA. It is a transcript of the gene ATSTE24, whose product is annotated as Peptidase family M48 family protein. Lineage: Eukaryota; Viridiplantae; Streptophyta; Magnoliopsida; Lamiales; Pedaliaceae. Gene Ontology annotation, molecular function: metalloendopeptidase activity. Gene Ontology annotation, biological process: CAAX-box protein processing. The record is from RefSeq and is a predicted model, not a curated record.
UCCACUGUGUAGAAGAAAACCCCUCUCCCUUCUCUCAGUCAUGGCGUUUCCGUACAUGGAGGCAGUCGUUGGUUUUAUGAUACUUGUGUACCUUUUUGAGACAUAUCUUGAUUUGCGGCAGCACACUGCUCUUAAGUUGCCAACUCUUCCAAGACCUUUGGUAGGAGUAAUCAGUCAAGAAAAAUUUGAAAAAUCCCGUGCUUAUAGCCUUGACAAAAGCCAUUUCCAUUUUGUGCACGAACUUGUAACCAUAGUUAUGGACUGCGCAAUUUUGUACUUUGGGAUAUUGCCCUGGUUUUGGAAGAGGUCUGGAGAGUUUUUGGUGUAUGCUGGCCUCAAUGCAGAAAAUGAGAUAUUACACACUCUUGCAUUCUUGGCUGGUGUUAUGUUUUGGUCACAGAUAACUGAUUUGCCAUUUUCUUUGUACUCCACUUUUGUCAUUGAGGCUCGCCAUGGUUUCAACAAGCAAACAAUAUGGUUAUUCUUUAGGGACAUGAUCAAAGGAGUUGUCUUAGCCAUAGUGAUUGGUCCACCUAUUGUAGCUGCUAUCAUCAUUAUAGUGCAGAAAGGAGGUCCUUACUUGGCCAUAUAUCUCUGGGCAUUUAUGCUCAUUGUAUCUCUUGUAAUGAUGACCAUUUAUCCAAUUCUGAUCGCCCCGCUUUUCAACAAGUUCACUCCCCUUCCGGAAGGAGAUCUUAGGACCAAAAUUGAGGCUCUCGCUUCAUCUCUCAAAUUUCCUUUGAAGAAGUUGUUUGUUAUUGAUGGAUCAACAAGGUCGAGCCAUAGCAAUGCAUACAUGUAUGGAUUCUUUAACAACAAAAGGAUUGUCCUUUAUGACACUUUGAUACAGCAGUGCAAAAAUGAUGAAGAAGUUGUUGCUGUAAUUGCCCAUGAACUGGGGCACUGGAAGCUUAAUCAUACAAUGUUCUCUUUCAUUGCUGUUCAGAUCCUGACACUUUUGCAGUUUGGAGGGUACACUCUUGUUAGGAACUCUAAAGACCUCUUCCAGAGUUUUGGCUUUGAUACACAGCCAGUCCUCAUUGGACUAAUCCUGUUUCAGCACACUGUGAUACCUCUCCAGCAUCUUGUGAGCUUUUUACUUAAUCUUGUAAGCCGCGCUUUCGAGUUCCAGGCUGAUGCUUUUGCGAAGAAGCUUGGUUAUGGCGCACCUCUUCGAGCUGGUCUUAUCAAACUGCAGGAAGAGAAUCUUUCAGCCAUGAAUACUGACCAUUGGUAUUCCGCUUACCACUAUUCGCAUCCUCCCCUCGUCGAAAGAUUAGCUGCUAUCGACGAACCCGAUAAAAAGACUGACUAAGCAUAAGUACGAGCCCCCUCUGGCCUAUUGACUAUACAGUUACUCGUCCUAUACUUGUUUCGUGACUGCUUCAAUAGUAAAAAGGUCUGUAAUCUUGUAUCUGAACGCCACAUGUAUUGGCAGUUCUUUGCUCACUUGUAACGAAAGUCGGGUUAGCAAGAGGAAAUAGCAUAAUGAAGUUCAGUAUGUGGCGAAGAGAGUCCCCCAUGUUCAUCUGUAGACCAUAUGCCAUAUCAACCGUGUUUUUGCAUUCAGAGCAGCUUGUAUCAUGUUUCUUAUCAUUCAACUGAAGGCUAGGUUUUCGUCUUGGGUACACUUGUUCAGUUCUUAGUUUAUAAAUUAUUGUGAUGUGGAUCCUUCAAGAUUAUUAUUAUUAUGGCGUCAGCAAUUCAAAUUUUAGGUGA